AUGGCAGAUUUGGCGCCAGUGACAGAUUCAGAGCAUGACUCGAACAGAGGUCUUUGGAGACGCUGCACAAAGCACCUCAACUUCUAUCGGAUCCAUAUACUCGUCUUCACCUUCACACCUCUCUUCUUCUCCGUCAUCUUCUACCUCAGCAAUGGCGAAGUCAAGAUCUCCUACGUUGACUCUCUCUUCAACUGCGUCAGCUCUAUGGCCGUUUGCGGGCUGGCCACCGUGGAUUUGAGUUCUUUGACGCCAUGGCAGCAAGUUAUCUUGUUCAUACAGAUGUGCAUUGGGAACCCAAUUGUUGUUUCUUGGCUCAUUGUCUUUUCCCGCAAGCGCUAUAUCGAACGACGCUGCAGCAACGCCCUAGCAAGUUACAUAGACCAACGGGAAAAGGUUGAGAACGUUGACAUGAAGAAGCGCAGUCCUUGGGCACGGUUCAUGCGUUCUCUAGGCUUCCUCACACCGAAUCACUCUGUGAAUGACACGGACACUGAACUUGGAGAGAAGCCGAGAGCGGGAAGGUCGAUAGACCCGGCCAAUAUUCGACGCCUGGAAGCAGCACCUCGCCCUGUGAACCCGAGUGGACAAUAUACGGACCAAGACGCCUACGCUAUCGAAAUCACGCCGCCCACUGAGCGCAAUUCACCAGUACCUCUAUCCCGGGAAAGCACUCCCUCUUCGUCUAGCGCCGAAAGCUCCACCGGAAAGCGGAGCCAGUUUGAUGACUAUGAUGACCCUACCGCUUCUGAGGGUCCAGGGCUCCCUCGCACUGUGACAUUCCAAGAGAGUGAAGUGACAUCGAGAAUUCGCCAUCGCACGGGGAAAUACAACGAGGGGGACGACAUUGUGACUGAACACCUUCGUUCCGAAGACCCUGGGACGAGGCAAUCUAGUAACCAGGGAAUCCCAAGAACGAUGACCCACCAGUCCACUCGUCCAUCGUUGCGGACCUAUACAACGAAUGUCUCUGUUAUCUCUCAGGCACCUCGUAAGAACCAAGGUUUCGGUGGUUUCCCUAUGCCUUGGACUGUGCUCUCGUCGCUCUUCCAUUGGCUGUUUCCUGACCUUGGAAGGAAGCUGCACCGCACUAUAACGAUGCCCGUUACCGCAACUAUAGCCUCGGGGGCGGGUAGCACCAAGCCAGGACCUUCGUAUAUCAUUCCGGACGACGAGCCUGUUAUAGUUGGCAAGAACUCUGAUGUGCAGGCGAGCAACAGCCAAUUAAAGAACUUGGCGUACCAUGAAUAUAAAGCAUUGAUCCUCCUGCUUUGGAUCAUUGCAUUCUAUCAUGUCGGAGUCCAGCUCAUCGGGUUCGCCAUUGCUGCGCCCUAUAUCUCGACAUCCCGCUGGAAGGAAGCUUUCGUGCCGCCCCAGCUUGUCAGACCCGUCAACUCUGUCUGGUUCUCCGCCUUCCAAACCGUAUCUGCUUAUACUAACACAGGAUCCUCACUCGUCGACCAAUCUAUGCUACCAUUUCAAUCUGCUUACGUGCUCAUCCUGGUCAUGAUCUUUCUCAUUUACGCUGGCAAUACUUGCUUCCCAAUCUUCCUUCGCUUCGUCAUAUAUUGCCUAUGGAAAUUGACAGGGCCAACGAGCAGGGUCGGCCCGACUCUCGAAUUUCUCUUGGACCAUCCGCGUCGCUGCUACAUCUACCUCUUUCCCUCGCACCAAACCUGGUUUCUAUUAACUGUUGUGAUUGGCUUGACACUUCUUGACUGGAUAUUCUUCCUUAUCCUCGACAUUGGAAAUGCUGUUUUGGACGAAAUCCCCACCAACAUCAAAGUCUUGGAUGGGUUCAUGCAAGCCGUUGCUGUUCGGGCUGCAGGCUUCUCCAUCGUACCUCUUGCGGCCAUCGCUCCUGCUGUCAAGGUUCUGUAUGUUGUCAUGAUGUACAUCAGUGUCUACCCCAUUGCUAUGAGCGUUCGGUCCACCAAUGUUUACGAGGCCAAUUCGCUGGGGAUCUUCCCUGAACUCGAAGACGAGGAGGAAAAUGAAGAGAAUUUCAAUAACCAGGGACCUCGUGUUCAGGUCUGGGGUCGCUAUCUUAUGAUGCACAUUCGCCAACAGCUCUCGUUUGACAUGUGGUGGAUUGUGCUCGCAAUAUUCUUGAUAUGUAUUGUCGAGUCCGGCAAUUUGCAAGAUCCUGCCAAAUCUGAAUGGUUUACCAUCUUCAACCUACUAUUUGAACUCGUUUCUGCCUAUGGCAUUGUGGGGUUGAGCCUGGGUAUACCAGACGGCAACUAUUCCUUCUCUGGUGCUCUCAGGCCGUUGUCCAAGCUGAUCAUCUGUGUCGUGAUGAUCCGUGGACGUCACCGGGGUCUUCCUGUCGCCAUUGACCGAGCAGUGCUGUUCCCCAAGGAAUUCCGUCGGGAACAGCUUGGCGCGGACAACUUUGAGGAUGGAGUGUCUCUGUCGGGCCUCACCGCUAGUAUGGACCAAGACCAGGACGCUGCAUCCACCGGCUAUAGUCGCUCUCGCCUCUCGCGCCACCGAACCUUGUCGCAGACGAUAUCCGUACAACGAUCACCGACACAGGUCUCCAUCCAGCUUCCAUCCAAAGACCUAACGCAUUCUCCGCAAGUGCACUGGGACAAUCCCAGCCCACGGGUGGCCCGCCAGUCUUCCCGGCAGUCGAGACAGGCCGACGCUAUCUCAGAGAUCACCCCAUCUUCAUCGAACUCCACCGAGGCUCGUAUAGGAAGGCAAGGUCGUCCGGCACGCCGUUCUACGGUCGACUCUGCGAAAUCUACACCAUAUUAA
Molecule: messenger RNA, 2760 nt
Organism: Coprinopsis cinerea okayama7#130
Lineage: Eukaryota; Fungi; Basidiomycota; Agaricomycetes; Agaricales; Psathyrellaceae
Product: potassium transporter
Exons: 20
Coding region: 1-2760 (919 amino acids)
Biological process (GO): intracellular potassium ion homeostasis; potassium ion import across plasma membrane
Cellular component (GO): plasma membrane
Molecular function (GO): high-affinity potassium ion transmembrane transporter activity
Source: RefSeq, a predicted model, not a curated record